Messenger RNA from Fonsecaea nubica, 768 nucleotides. RefSeq lists its product as hypothetical. The transcript has 2 exons. NCBI's taxonomy places the organism in Eukaryota, Fungi, Ascomycota, Eurotiomycetes, Chaetothyriales, Herpotrichiellaceae. The coding region runs from base 1 to 768 and encodes 255 amino acids. The record is from RefSeq and is a predicted model, not a curated record.
AUGUCAACCAGCACCGCUUUUCGCGACAUCUAUCACACACCUACUAUCAUCACGUCAUUUGGUGCGUCCGCCGUUCUGCUUUUUGGGGUCAUCGAGUCUCCAGUAGCGCAACCACGAAAUUUUGUCUUGGGUCACUUCAUCUCGGCUCUGGUAGGAACCGCUAUUACCAGGUUGUGGGUCUUGAACGCGAGUUAUCAGGGGUACCUGGAGAACACCCAUUUUCACCCUUCGACUUUUAUCAACGGAGGACUAUCCAUGGCAACUUCACUCCUCGCCAUGCUGAUCACGGGAACGGCUCACCCUCCCGCCGGUGCUACGGGUCUCAAUGCGGCGGUUCAAUCGGACGUGGUAACGCUAUCGUGGCGAUACUUGCCCACUAUUCUUGCCUCAUCCCUCAUUAUGCUUGGAUGGGCUGUCAUCAUCAAUAAUGUCGGACGUCGUCGUUAUCCCCUUCAUUGGUGGGCCCCUGGUGCAACAUUCGUUCAUGCUGAAGAAGAUUCAGCGCUGGAAAAGGCGGAAGAAGGAGAUAUUGAACGUGAAGAGAUGGAGGAGGGUGAACUCGAGCGAGAAAGUACUGCUGCUAGUGAAGGGCUGCCUCGGGAUGGUGAAAAGCAUGGAGAGAUGAUGUACCGGCCUUCCUCGAGAAGGAUGAGGCGUGCAAGCAUUGAGGCAGAGCCAGCGUCCUUGGAAAGUGCGGUGGAUGCAAGUCCGGGAGAGUUUUCGAACCGUCGGCUGAGUUCCAGUCGGGAGCGGUAUCGGUUGGACUAG